ACUGAUUGGGUCAUGCUGAAAACAUUCCUGUCCUAUGAAGCAAGUCUGUUUGUAUUUCAGGUUUGCCAGGACUAAUGAAUUAAAAAUCUUGGGCUCACCACAGUUUGCUGCUUAAUAAUGCCUGUGACAGAAGGAUUUUUUCCUCCCUGGAGCGUGACAGCAUCAUAAUCCCUUGUCACUGGCAAGGAGAGGAAGGAGAAGCAUAACUGUGGAGAAAAGCGGAAAAGGGUGAUCUUUUGGGACAGCAAAGCCUAUGGGAAGUGCAGGUAGCAGCAUGUUGCCCUAACAGCUGUCUCAGCUUCUCAGACCUUGUCAGUUCGUUGCUAUGCAGCAGGUGCAGCCUUUUCUUUUAUUGAAGCUUUACUCCAUAAAGGCAACGACAAGCCAAGGCAGUGGCUGGCCCUGGAUUAUACAAGUGCAGACACUCCGCUAAGUGAGGGUUUCAUCUCAGUAAAACCACCUUUUGUAAUUGAUGGUCUCAGAAGAAAGACGGAGGACGGAAUAAGGUCCCGAUCCGGGAGCCAAACCCAUGCAGACAGACCCCUAACCUGCACAGACUUCCACUGAGAAAUCACCACCAAGCUGGAACAAACAAGUAAAAGCAUUGACUCAAGUGCCCACAUGAUCACUACCGCCAGGGUACCUGCUGAUAAGCAAGUACGAAUUGCCUUCAGCCUGAAUGAAUCCCCAGAUGAUGCUUCCCCUGAAAACUUGUCUUUGGCAUUUCCAGAACUAGAUCAGCAGCUGCAGCCUCUGCCUCCUUGUCACGAGUCUAAGGAAUCUAUGCAGGUGUAUAAACAGCACUGCAAAAUAGCAGAAGAGUACCAUGAAGUCAAGAAAGAAAUUGCUCUGCUGGAAGAAAGAAAAAAGGAGCUGAUUGCCAGGCUGGAACAAGUGGAAAAAGAAAGCAUGGAUGCUGCUCAGCUGGCUAAGGAAUAUGCAGAACUGACAGAGGAGAACCGAACACUGAAGCUGGCCCAGACGCAGUGCGUGGAGCAACUGGAAAAGCUCAGAAUACAGUAUCAAAAAAGACAGGGUUCCUCAUAACUCCCAACUAGCUUGUGUGAGGCAGUUCAUAAAUGAUUGGUCCUGUGUUGGAAAGAGAUUUUAAAAUAAGGAUCUGUUUAAUAUGUUAUAAUACUUUACUACAGAUACGGAGUAUGUAGAAGUCUAUAUUUGAUUUAAUGCUUGCCAGCCAGUAACUUAAUAUAAUGGAUAUUUUAUCCAUUAUAUAAUGGAUAUUUUAUUUCAAGUAACAUAAUUGAAGUUAAUCUAUCCCCAUUAUAUGUUCUAGUAGAUCAGAUUUCUUUUCUAAACAUAUUUCUUCCAAUUUAAGAAGAUAUGGACACACUAGAAAAUGGUAUAAAUAGUUCCUGUGUUGGAAAUUUGGAUCAUACUAAGGCAUACAGCAGGGACAAUGUUAGUAUAUGGAAUACAUGUAUGUUAAAUUUAGUUUGGUGAAGAUUUUUUUUGAAUUAUUUUCCUCAUGCCUGAAGUGUUUGGAAGUUAUCUUAAAACAGAUCUCCUCACUGGUAAAAACUGUACUUCAUUAUCCCAUGUCAACUUUACAUUGUUAUAUAAAAUCUGAGAAAUUGCACAUUAAAAAUUGAAGUAAUAUAUUUUUUUUUUCAAAUGAGUGCACUGCCAGUAAUAAUUAGCAAGUUAUGAAAAUAAAAGAAAACAGUUGAGAUCAAAAUUUCCUUCCUUAAGUGUAAAGAUUUGAGAGUCUUUUGGCUCUUGUACUUUUUGGCAUGCAAGAAAUGAAAAAUUAAUAUAAGAAUCAUAGUUUCAUCAUAGUUUCAACUGAGAAUAUGUCAGUAAAAGUGCUGAGAGGAUAUUUUGUUCUUAUUUUCUGGUCUGUUUUGAAACAUAAGUGGCUCUAAGUAGGGACAGGAUGUACAAAUAACUGAGAAUAUACAAAUAAUGGGGAUAUACAAA
Molecule: messenger RNA, 1938 nt
Organism: Manacus vitellinus (golden-collared manakin)
Lineage: Eukaryota; Metazoa; Chordata; Aves; Passeriformes; Pipridae
Gene: MAP3K7CL
Product: MAP3K7 C-terminal like
Exons: 6
Coding region: 622-1047 (141 amino acids)
Cellular component (GO): cytosol; nucleus
Source: RefSeq, a predicted model, not a curated record